GACCUCAGUCGCACAUUUAUGACAUCACAGCUCGCGACGCUGAGGACCGCGCAGUGUGGUGUGCAUGCUCUUUCAUCAACAACACAACGAUCACGGACGGUGGCUGAAAUCUGCGGGUUGUUUCUGUUUAUUUGAGUUAUCUAGAAACAUUAAGAGAUGUCAUGUUUUUCCGGUGAUCCAAACUUCUGUUCUGAGUGUGGAAACAUCCUCCCUCUCCCAGGAGUUCAGGACGUGGUGCGCUGCCCUCGCUGCUCCUUCUCCAUCCCUGUAUCAGAGUUCUCAGGUCAGGAGGUCCGCUCCACAGUCAUCUUUAACCCUGUGGAGCAGUCUGUGUCUCUGGAGGACGAUGUGGACUCGGAGCUGAAAGGACCUGUGAUCGACAGACGCUGCUCUCGCUGUAACAAAGAGGGGAUGAUUUAUCACACCAGGCAGAUGAGAUCGGCUGAUGAAGGACAGACGGUCUUCUUCACCUGUAUACACUGCAGGUAUCAGGAGAAAGAAGACUCCUGAGAAGAUUCUUCAUCUCUCCUGUGUUUGUUUGGAUCUGUUUGAUGAUGAGGAGAGUAUUUGGAGCCUGAUCUAAAGAAUAUCUGUCCCUCGAUCAGAGUCAUCAAAUGUUUAUAAGUUCUUAAUGAACAAGGUCAGUUUAGUUGUUUUUCCUCAGUGUCAGAGUUAUGGUCGGUUUUACUUCAAUAGAAAUGUUCUGCUCAUUAAUCACGUGUUAAUGUUUAUACUGAAGAAGAAAGCUGUUGUAAGGUUGAAGCUGAGUGCACGUUGUUUAUGUCUCUAGAGACGUAAACAACAAGAAAACAAAAUGUAAUGUUAUGAGCUAAAAUGUUAAUGUAAGUAUUUUAAGUCAUGUUGUCUCAUAUUUAAAAAUCAGCCUUUGAACACAUCACAGCAGAAACACAGUGAGACAAUCUGGAGCUGUGUUUGAAUGUAAGACUGUAUUGUGUGUGAACAUUAAAUGUACAAAAUACAAACUGUGUAAAAUCUCAACUAACACAUGAGACAGUGUGUCAUUUACAUGUGGUGUUUUUGAAAUAUUAAAGAUGAAUAUAUCAAAAAUA
Molecule: messenger RNA, 1070 nt
Organism: Notolabrus celidotus (New Zealand spotty)
Lineage: Eukaryota; Metazoa; Chordata; Actinopteri; Labriformes; Labridae
Gene: polr1h
Product: RNA polymerase I subunit H
Exons: 5
Coding region: 157-510 (117 amino acids)
Biological process (GO): termination of RNA polymerase I transcription; DNA-templated transcription
Cellular component (GO): RNA polymerase I complex
Molecular function (GO): nucleic acid binding; zinc ion binding; DNA-directed RNA polymerase activity
Source: RefSeq, a predicted model, not a curated record